This is a messenger RNA of Saccharomyces paradoxus, 1323 nucleotides long. RefSeq names its product Yrb30p (gene YRB30). The record is from RefSeq and is a predicted model, not a curated record. The transcript has a single exon. Lineage: Eukaryota; Fungi; Ascomycota; Saccharomycetes; Saccharomycetales; Saccharomycetaceae. Gene Ontology annotation, molecular function: GTPase regulator activity. Gene Ontology annotation, cellular component: cytoplasm; nucleus. The coding region runs from base 1 to 1323 and encodes 440 amino acids.
AUGGAUGAGAUUCUUGCCAAAGCAGGUUCACAAGCCGUUACAUUUGCUAUAAAAUCAGGGAUAUCGAUAGCAUCCACAUAUGCGCUGAAGACAAUAACGAACUUUGUCGUCCAGAUUCCCAAGGAUGAUGCUAGAAGGAUAGAUCAAUUGAAGUUUAAAUUGGAAAGCCGCAUGGCCAUUGUGUCCAGUGCAAUUGAUCUGAUAAAACUGGUAGCGGCAAGGGGAAACACAAAUUUGCAAAUUACACUAAGGUUAACUAAGGAUCUAAAAGAAGAGAUCGAUAGAUUUGACGAAAAAAUCAGCGAGAUGACGCAAAAGGUUGAGGGUUCCAGAAGUGCAAAAACACAGAAUGAAGCUAUCAAGGCGGUAGAAAACUACAUAAAGGACUUAUUAUUGAGGAUAGAAGAAAUCACUCCAUUUAUUAACCUUUCUUUAACAACUUCUGGUGCCAACUUGAAUAGUGCACUUCCAUAUCAAGUUUCUCCUGGUUUGUUGUUAAAGGCCUCUUAUUUUGUUAGUGAGAACAAUAGAAAGUAUGAGAAUACAAUAAGAAGUAGUGAAAAAGAAAAGGGAAACAAAGAAAAUAUAAAAGUUCAAGUGGGGCCUACCUUUGAAAUCACAUUGUUCUCUAUUUUCUAUAAUCUAACGUCGGAAAGCAAUGGGCAAUCAGGAAUUGUAUGGAAAGAGGAUAUGAAACGAGCAAAAGCAAUUAUAUAUAGGCAGAACUCUACAGAAAGGGAGUAUGAUUAUUUUAUGAAAAUAGAACAAGAUUUUAAUGACGGUAGGUACCAUGAGGAUGAUGAUAAAGAAGACACACCACAGGAACUCACCAUAGACCUGAACCAUAUCAAGAAAUUAUUUUUCAGUGUUUCUGGUAGGCUUCUACGAUUGGAAGAACAGGAUUCUCCAGUGUUAGUGUUGAAGAUUGACCGGCACGAUGACAAAGAAAACGGAACUAGUGAUGGAGAGAAAGUACUGCUUGAUGAUAUUACUUGGUAUGCGGUAAGUGGGUAUGAAGAAAUGGAGGAAAAUGAAGAGGAAGAUGAAGAGGAGGACGCAGAGGAAGAGAAAGACGGAGAGGAAGAACAGGAGGAAGAAGAGGAAAAUAAUACCCUGGACGACAAAACUUCGUCCAUCACGUUACUCGAGUACAUUAUCCGGCUAACGUCUUUACAAAGUAACGAUCAGAAAAGUAUAUUGGAGGUAAGCGAUGAAAGGUUAUCAAUAUAUUUGAACGAUGAAAAUACGAACUCCAGAAAGGAUAGAAUUAGCAAUUCUACAAUUAAGGAGACAGAGCAAAAAUUAAAGAACUUAAAACUUUAA